This is a messenger RNA of Plutella xylostella (diamondback moth), 4087 nucleotides long. It is a transcript of the gene Not3, whose product is annotated as CCR4-associated factor Not3. Gene Ontology annotation, biological process: regulation of DNA-templated transcription. Gene Ontology annotation, cellular component: CCR4-NOT core complex; nucleus. The record is from RefSeq and is a predicted model, not a curated record. NCBI's taxonomy places the organism in Eukaryota, Metazoa, Arthropoda, Insecta, Lepidoptera, Plutellidae.
UGCGUCUGCGCACUACUUGAUGGUCUACGCGACGUACCUAAAAUCAUUUUUAUGGAAAAUUUGAAGUUUGUUGUUAUAUUAGUGACAACUUAUUUAUAAUAUUUAUGAAAACUUCGUGCUGAUUACCAUUCCAGGCACAAGGCUGAAUAUUCCCUGGUGUUCAACCUGGAUGCUUUCAGUCACUUUUGUGCAGUUUCGAGCGGUGUACGGUAGCCAUCUUGGAAUCGAACAAAGCUUCAGAUGUGUAGUUUGUCUGUUUAUCAAUAAUUUUUGUGCAUUUUAUUGUAAAUAGUUUGUAUGUUUAGGAUAUGUACGAAACGUUCGUCCACAUGUGUAAAUAGCUAUGGCUGCGACAAGGAAAUUACAAGGUGAAAUAGACAGGUGCUUAAAAAAAGUAACGGAAGGGGUGGAGACUUUUGAGGACAUCUGGCAGAAAGUGCACAAUGCGACGAACAGUAAUCAGAAGGAGAAGUAUGAGGCGGACCUCAAGAAAGAGAUCAAGAAACUCCAGAGGCUACGAGAUCAAAUUAAGUCAUGGAUCGCCUCCGGGGAGAUUAAGGAUAAGAGUACACUUUUAGAAUAUAGGAAACUAAUAGAAACGCAAAUGGAAAGGUUCAAAGUGGUUGAAAGAGAGACAAAAACAAAGGCAUAUUCAAAGGAAGGGCUUGGGGCGGCACAAAAACUAGACCCGGCACAGAAGGAACGCGACGAGAUCUCAGCAUGGCUUGUGUCAUCCAUUGAUGCACUUAAUCUACAGGUGGAUCAGUUUGAGUCAGAAAUUGAGUCACUGUUAGUUGGUAAGAAGAAGCGUCUGGACAAGGAGAAGGCGGACCGCAUGGAGGAGCUGAAGGCCAAGCUGGAGAAGCACCGCUUCCACAUCAAGAAGCUGGAGACGCUGCUGCGGAUGCUCGACAACAUGUCCGUAGAAGUGGAGCAGUUCGCCCCGUUCAUGUUGCAGAUAAGAAGGAUUAAGGACGAUGUGGAGUACUACAUAGAUUCGUCUCAAGAGCCAGGGUUCGAGGAGAACGAGUACAUCUACGACGACAUCCGCGGGCUGGACGAGAUCGAGCUGAGCGGCACCGGCCUGCCCGGCUCCGCGACUACUGACAGCAAUAACAGCAACGACUCGCCGGGGUCGCCCACCAGCAUACUGUCAGGGACGAGUCCUGUGACGUCACCCAUCACGCUAGAGGUCCACAAUCACUCCACCGACUCCAUAGACAUUGAAAAGAAAAAGAAAGAAGACCUAAUAGUAGGCAAACCGGUAAAACCCCUACCACUGAGGCCGGUGGCGGCGGCGGUCAGUAAUAGCACGAGUAAUGUUAGUUCCUUGCUCAAUAACUCCACAGCGUCCACGAAUAGUAUAAGCAACUGUAUCCUGGUGAGCUCGGCGCCGCCGCACAGCCCCGCGCCACCCGCCGCGCGCAACCACUCCGCGCCGCCCGAGCGGACCGACCCCAUACAGGUGGUGGAGAACGGCCCGCUGCCGGUGUCGCUGCCGGCGCCCGCGCCCGCGCCGCCCGCGCCCGCGCUCGCGCCGCUACCCACUCCUCCACUAAAGAGCCUAAGCGUGUCCGCGUUGCCGGCGGCGGAGGCGCCGAGCGAGCCCGCGCUCAACGGCCCGCAGACGCGGCUACUCAACAACACGGACCACCACGCCACGCACAAUAACACCAGUGUGUCGAUAUCGAGCGACGUGUUCCCCGCGUGCGCGUCGCCGCCGGCGCCGGCCGCCGCCUCGCUCAAGAGCAUCGCGCAGGAGGCGCUGCAGAGGGCGGGGCUAGAUCAUCCGCCGCCGAGCGGGCGACGGGCCGGUCCUCUAGCGGAAGCACACAUUCCACCGUUACUGGGGGUCGCGCCGCUCGGGCCCCUACCACUCAACUCGGAACACCAGCUACAAUUCCACCAGAUGGAGUCCGCGUUCUACCACAUGCCGCACCCGUCCGACUCGGAGCGCACGCGGCCCUACCUGCCCCGGAACAUCUGCCAGGCGCCGCUCUACUACAACCAGGUGCUACUACCGCACUCGGACAGCGUGGAGUUCUUCCAGCGGCUCUCGACGGAGACGUUAUUCUUCGUGUUCUACUACAUGGAGGGCACCAAGGCGCAGUACCUGGCGGCCAAGGCGCUCAAGAAGCAGAGCUGGCGCUUCCACACCAAGUACAUGAUGUGGUUCCAGCGCCACGAGGAGCCCAAGGUCAUCAACGAGGAGUAUGAGCAGGGCACGUAUAUCUACUUCGACUACGAGAAGUGGGGCCAGCGGAAGAAGGAGGGCUUCACGUUCGAAUACAAGUACUUAGAAGACCGAGACUUGAACUGAAGAGGAGUCGCCCGCCGCCGCCGGCCCCGCCGUGCACCGCUCACACGAAUGACGACUCUAUCACGUGGAAUCAAUGCUCAGUUCGCAGUGAAGGACGUUCCCAACGAUGGCUCGUAGUUUUAGGCACGAUUUCGCGUGCAGUCUGAACCCGCCGCCGCCCGCGCCCCUUGUUAAAGUAUUACGUAAUGUUUAUUAUAGAGAGACGGGAUUGACUUGCCUUUCCUUCACAAAUAGUGUAUGUGUGGUGGCGCGGACGGCGGCGGAGUCACAGGCCCCGGGCGUGUGGCGAGGCGCCUUCCAACUAGUGUUAUCUCGAAAUUCAUAGACAUACGCCCCACAAAAACUCGUACCUAAUUUAAGCUAUUUUAUAAAGUCUCGUCUCACGCCACACGCCCGGCGGCCGUCGACAUGCAAUAAACCCUACAUAUAGUGAUUUAUUUUUAUAAAACACCAAUAUAGGAACAUAAUGCCUCAGUUUCCAUAGAAUUGUUACAUUGCGGAUGGUAUGAUGCAAGUGAAUCGGAGUUGGAUUCCAGAAGAACGAUUAAAGAUUGUGUCGAUGGCGGGCGCCUGCGGUCACCGCGGUGCCGGCAAGACCCGCCAGACAACUACGGAAAUGCCUUGCCUUUGUUAAUAAUAGCGUUAUCGAUGUCAUAAAUGCAGUAAAUUUCUCAUACGGAUCGGAAUCUCUUAGCGCCAUACUGUUGUAAAUUACCACGUCUCUUCGUCAGGCAGUUGAAUGUGAAGUGUACAGGCAGACUUGCAUGUUUGUAAGAGAUCAUGUGAUGAAAUAGUUUUAGUGACCUAUUUUUGUUCCAAUGUUGGCAGGAGUAUUUUAAAAAAAUGCGAAUGUGAUAUUGUCUGUUGUCGGGCGGGCGGGGCGCGGGGCGGGGGCGGCACGUUCUUUUGACUGCCGCCCGCGCGCCGCGAAUGGGCAUAAGUGGGCACUCAAGAGGACCACUUUUUUAGUCCCAUUGGGACGUCCAGUUUGCCCCAUUCCACCAGUCCCCUUCCAUUCCUAUAAUGUUACACCCAGAGCAAUGCUAGUCGUAGUCUGAACUAAGCGUAAGUGUCCCCCGAGGCACCCCCGCGCCCGCCGGCCGGCACUGGUGAUGCUCACACGCAUGUCGCAGAUUCCAGUGUGAUUUAACGUUAGGAUAAUAAUACACUUUUUCACCUUAGCGAUUAGUUGCUAACGAGAAAUUUCCUUUCAAAAGUAUUGUGAUGUUAUGUACAUUUAAUUUUAAUUAGUGCAUUUAAAUUUAACCAAAAGUGAUAAAUUAUGUAAGAGCAUGUAUGUAAUUCACUGCCACACUUGUAAUAUAUCGGGAAUAAUUGUUAGGUUAAUUUGUACUUAUUUAUUUGUGAUAAAUUAUUUGUAUGUGAUCCAGCAUUUUCGAAGAGUUGUCGUGAGGUGAAAGAGUAUAUUAUUGUGUGAAGCGGCGGCGGCGGCGGCGCCAGCGGCCGUGCGAUAUGUUGAUAGUUUUCACUUUUGUAAAAAGUCUAUCGUGAGAGCUGAUGAAAAAGUGGUAAAUAAUAAUUUAAAAAAUUAUCUGUACAGUUCUAUUUGUAUAGAAAUAAUAAAUAACGAUUAAAAAAUUUAAAAGAACGUUGUGAUUUCUUCUUAACUCUGUAGUGUUAAGCGUCCGCGCUCGCGCCGUGUUUUCUCGGCGGCGACGCGUUUUGGCAUUUCUUUUUUCGUAUUUAUUUUUUUUAUUGAAAGAAAUGACUGUUUAAUUUGUAGAAUAAAGUGUAAGUAAACAUUUA